Molecule: messenger RNA, 966 nt
Organism: Momordica charantia (bitter melon)
Lineage: Eukaryota; Viridiplantae; Streptophyta; Magnoliopsida; Cucurbitales; Cucurbitaceae
Molecular function (GO): zinc ion binding
Source: RefSeq, a predicted model, not a curated record
AUGGCCCUAGGUUGCUCUAUCCGAGGGUUUAGAAGUUCCAUUCGUGCCGUACUUGUCAUCGACGGUGCACAUCUGAAGGGAAAAUAUAAAGAUAUAUCCACUUGCAUUUGGAAUCGUAGACAGGGAAACAGACGACUGACGGACUUGGUUCUUGGAGCGGAUGAAGAGUUGUAUUGGAGAGUUGAAGGAUUGGUUUUCGUGUCUGACCGACACCGAACCAGUAAUAACUCUGUAACUUCUAUCUUCCCCACUGCUAAACACAUCAGUUGCAUGCAUCACAUGCAGAUGAACUUGAAUGAUAAGUUCAAGAUUAGGAGCGAGGGCGUGGAAUGGCUAUACCUCCUAGCAGCUAAGGCAUUCAAGAAAUCUACCUUCAGGUAUUAUUGGAAUCAGCUUGCGGGAUUCCCAGAAGUGCGAAAGUACUUGGAGGAACUUGGGUUCGAUAAAUGGUCACGUGCAUAUCAACCUGGGUUGAGGUACAAUCAGAUGACAACUAACAUUGCAAAGUCCAUGAAUGCAGUUCUAGUGCACGCACGAUAUUUGCCUAUCACUGCUCUAUUAGAACAUUGUAGGGUUCUUCUGCAACGAUCGUUUUAUGAGCGGCGGAUGUACGCAUCGACCAGAGCAUCCAUUCUUACUGAUUAUGCUGAGGAGAUUGUUAAGGGUGCAGUUGAGCAGACCCGACGACAUACGAUUAGACCAAUUGAUAAUUACGAGUAUAAGGUACACGAUGGUAGCAGCAAAGUGCGUGUCAACCUAAACAGUAAGAGUUGUACGUGUAAGCAGUUUGACUACUACCAGAUCCCGUGUUCCCACGCUGUCGCUACCGCCAUGCAUCGUAAUGUUAGUAUAUACACGUUGUGUUCACCCAAGUAUAAAUUAGAAGCGCUUCUUAACGCGUACGCCGAACCAAUCUACUCAUUGGGUGAUGAGAAGGACUGGACUUUACCCGACGACUUUUGUUGA